This is a messenger RNA of Crotalus tigris (Tiger rattlesnake), 3162 nucleotides long. It is a transcript of the gene CATSPERD, whose product is annotated as cation channel sperm associated auxiliary subunit delta. Gene Ontology annotation, cellular component: sperm principal piece; CatSper complex. The transcript has a single exon. Gene Ontology annotation, biological process: sperm capacitation; flagellated sperm motility. Bases 644 to 2956 code for a protein of 770 amino acids. NCBI's taxonomy places the organism in Eukaryota, Metazoa, Chordata, Lepidosauria, Squamata, Viperidae. The record is from RefSeq and is a predicted model, not a curated record.
ACUAGAGGAUGGCUACACUUUUAAUGGAAAUAGUAAACAAUCUUUGAAAACUAAGCUGCAAUUCUCUUAUUUAUCCUGAAUUCCUAGAUAAUAUUUAUAAAGGCAUGUUCUUUGCUAUCACACCUACAAUCAAAGUAUAUUCUGACUGAAUCACUCUGUGAGGGUGAUAGGUCGUUAUUCAGGUAGAUGAUAGUUUAGAUAGAUAGAUAGAUAGAUAGAUAGAUAGAUAGAUAGAUAGAUAGAUAGAUAGAGAUCAAAUAAGACAGAUAAAUAUGCACCCACUGACUCUCUAAGUCAUCUAUCAGAAUUCUAUGGAUGUGAAGGUAAAAAAUAAUUUGAUGUAUUCAGUUGAUAAGAAUCCAUAAGCCAAUGUUCCUUGACAUAAAAUAUUUAGAACAGGAAGAUCUCAACUGAUGUUAUCCAUCAGUUUUUCUUUAGUAAUAAAUAUGGUCUGUUACCAGUAGCUCCUGGGUAUGCUUUAUGACACAGUAGAUCUGUACUCUUCUCCCUCAGAGUCUUAAUCUGCCAACUGCCUUCUAGAACCAUCUCCCUCAACGACCAUUACAAACAACUUCAAGAGAAACAACGGAAGGGAUAUUUAUGCUCUUAGGCAUUAUAUCAGUUAAAGUAAAGGAGCCACACCAUGUUAUUGCCCCUGUUAGUGAAGUUUUGGCUAUCCCCCAUUAUGGCAGUUGACUCCUGGCCAUGCAGCUACGAGCAAUUGAUUUCUUCAGUUUGGUCUCACCAUCUGGUUAUGUCAUCAUCAGGUAUGCUGCUUAAUUUCAGCCACAAUCAUCCUUAUAUAUUGCAUCACCCAUGUAGAAAUAACUUUUUCCGUGGUAUUUCCCCAGCUCUUUACCUUGGAGAAAGGUUAUUCAUCAGCCUUGAUAUGUUUGAAAGCAGCAUUCUCCCUCUAACCAUCCCCAAUGGUUUUACAAGGCCACCUGCCAUUGUUAGUGCUGCUGUCUUUGUGCAAGAUACAAUCGUGGCAGUGGUGAAUGGUGCCGUCUUUGUCUACUUCUAUGCCACAUCGAAGAAAUGGCUGCAUUCAAAAGGGAUUACUCAUCUGGUUACUGAACUUGCUAGCUACAAUUGUUGCUUUGCUCUAAAUGAUCCUGCCUGUGACAAAAUCAAUGAACUUGUUCUGGCGUAUAACCCAGGCAAUUUGGUUAGCAAAAGUGAGAUAUUUUAUUCAAAAAAUGGGGCCAGCAUAUUUGAAUCUUUAAAAAGUAGACCUUUGAGGGAUGGCAUUCUACUUGGUAUCUAUGUUUUUGCUUCCUCAGCACAUAUUGGAAUGCUCCUCAAGGAUGCCAGUCAUUCUGAGACUGCAUACUUCACAUAUGGAACUAUUGAAUCCAUGAAGAAUGAAAUAGGAACAUCCUUUAGCGGAAAAUUCUUAAAUGGUUAUAAAGUUGAAAGCACACUCCCCCCUGGUAUGAAAGGUUUUAUCUUACUAUGGACUAACAAAACACUUAUGAGCUCCUCGAAUGAUGGAUUGACGACAAAUAUUAUUACUGUCCUUCCCACAGACAGCUAUCCUAAUAAAACUCUUCCAGAAAGUAUUUGCUUUGCAGCAGCCACCGAUAAUGAGAUUGCAGUCCUCACCGAGACUCAGCUUUUCUACGGAAACCUGGACAUGGUCUCUGGAAAAAUGGUACAUUUGGGGGACAAUAAUGUUUCCUCAGUCCACGUUUCUUGUCAAGCUAUGUCAUUUGAAAAUAUUGGAACACUUAGCAUCAUCCGUCCAUUUCCCAGCAAUGUAUCUAAAUAUUACCAUUUUCAUAAAUGCAUCAUCAACGUCCAGGCUAAGCUCAUGACUGUGGAGCCACCACUGCAAUCCUGUCCAAUGGAGAUCCUCACUGGUGAUUUCCACAACAGGAUGUAUUAUAUUGAUACAAACCAGCGUCUUCAUUUUAAUGCCACAUUUGUACCAAAGCCAGGGACUGGUGCCUAUCCAUAUGUCAUGUUAAGCAAUCCACGUGUGCUAGCAUUUGAGGCAUACAUUGUGGAGGAUGGCUAUACUUUUAAUGGAAACACUAAAUACAGCUUGCAAAUUAAAUUAGAAGAACAACACGUAGCAAGUAUGUUGUCAGAAAAACAGAACAUAUCACUCUUAAAGAAGCUGUCAUCUGUUAGUGUGGACAUCUAUAACAAAGGCAUAUUCUGCAUUGACAUGUAUCCAUUGACAGCUCUUAUUGCAGUGGAGUGUCCACCUAAGAAACACAUCAGAAUUUUAAGGAGUACAACAGGUUGUAGUAAAGGUCUCUUUGAACCAAUACUACUACAGAAUUUUGUUUAUUCAAUUGAUAAGAAACUAUACGAUCCUUUGUUCCUUGGUAGAAAAAAUUUAGAACAGGAAGAUCUUAAUGUGUCCUAUAAGUAUGACACUUGGGGAUGUCCUCUUUUCUUAUAUUAUGAUAAACCAUGGCUACCAGAUCUUGAAUUAUGGGACAACGAUGAAUUUGUGGAAUACGUUUCUGCAGAUUUUGUACUGUAUGAAAUAAAUGGAAUGCAUAAUUACGAUUAUCUCUUGACUGAAAUAGAGGCCAAUUGUUUGUCAGAGGCCCAGAACUGGACCAAACAAUUAGCAAAUUUUCCAGGGUCUCCACAAAUUGCAUGGACUAGAUAUAAUUAUGUGAGUUGCAAGGAACCCAGAGAAAACAAAUCUUUACCAUCAGCUAAUUCAAAGUACCAGGUUUUAAAAAGGGAUGAAAGAAACAGAAUACUUUUUCCACAGUACAAUGGCUUUUAUGUCUUCAGAAUUACUGUUGUAGAUAGCUUAUAUAGUUACUGUGACCUUAGCACAAUUUUCAGUGUGUACGUUUAUGGAGCCCUCCCAAAAUCUGAGGUCAGUGUUGGAAAAGCACUAAUUAAUUGUCUUGUUCUCAUAUUUGGCACAAUGCUGACAGUUUAUUUUUUUCUUAAAUUACUAAAGGAGUACUCAACAAUCAAAUAAAUUUAGUCUAUCAUUUCACAACUUACUGUAGAAUAAUAAAUGUGGAUUUAAUUAUACUAAGAUUUUUUCUUUUCCCUGGUUUGAAAUAAAAAUACACUGUAAUUAAUAUUAUUUCUGUAUAUGUGCAUGUAUGUAUGUAUUCUUUGGUUUCUCUCAUUAAAUUGUUUUCAAGAAUAUUUAUUACAUUAAUGGUAAUAUGAAUAACC